Molecule: messenger RNA, 3858 nt
Organism: Osmerus eperlanus (European smelt)
Lineage: Eukaryota; Metazoa; Chordata; Actinopteri; Osmeriformes; Osmeridae
Gene: slc7a1a
Product: solute carrier family 7 member 1a
Exons: 13
Coding region: 349-2310 (653 amino acids)
Biological process (GO): L-ornithine transmembrane transport; L-arginine import across plasma membrane
Cellular component (GO): plasma membrane
Molecular function (GO): L-lysine transmembrane transporter activity; L-arginine transmembrane transporter activity; L-ornithine transmembrane transporter activity
Source: RefSeq, a predicted model, not a curated record
UUAUGGUCAAACGCCCAGUAGCAGAGAGAGAAGCAGCCUGGAAUAGCAGGCCGAGGCCAUGUGAUUCUUCCCGUGCCUAUUUCAGUCCGCGCGCCGUUAAACGAGAAGCAUCUAACUCACUAAACACAGAAGUCGGAAGAAUAGUUAAUGGAUAGCUAACUUAGUCUGAGUACCUCCUUCCUUAUCUCUUUCUUUCUUUGUUCACCUGUCUGUUCAUCGCUUUUCUUCUCUCCUCCCUCGUUCCCAGCUGACAGCCCUUUGGUUUUUCAGUGCGUGUGACCUCUCACCCCUGACCUCGGCCCGUCCCCCCCGCCGCUCGACCUUUGACCCCCCCCCCCUGCGGUCGCCAUGGCGCUGGAGAAGCUGCUGGGCUUCGGGAAGCAGCUGUUGAGGGUGAAGGUGGUCCACUGCAACUCGGAGGACUCGCGCCUGUCGCGAUGCCUCAACACCUUCGACCUGGUGGCGCUGGGCGUGGGCAGCACCCUAGGCGCCGGCGUUUACGUCCUGGCGGGCGCCGUGGCGCGAGAGAAUGCAGGUCCCGCCAUCGUCCUCUCCUUCCUCAUCGCUGCCCUGGCGUCUGUCCUGGCUGGGCUGUGUUAUGCUGAGUUCGGCGCUCGCGUCCCCAAGACGGGCUCGGCCUACCUGUACAGCUACGUGACGGUGGGGGAACUGUGGGCCUUCAUCACCGGCUGGAACCUCAUCCUCUCCUACAUCAUAGGUACUUCCAGUGUAGCCCGGGCGUGGAGCGCCACCUUUGAUGAGUUGAUAGGGAAGCACAUUGAGAACUUCUGCCGAGAGAACAUGGCCAUGAAGGCUCCGGGCAUUCUGGCUGAAUACCCCGACAUGUUCGCCGUGGUCAUCAUCAUCACCCUCACAGGCCUCUUGGCGUUCGGGGUGAAGGAGUCUGCCAUGGUGAACAAGGUGUUCACCUGCAUCAACGUGUUGGUGCUGCUGUUCAUGGUGGUGUCUGGUCUGGUCAAGGGCACGCUGAAGAACUGGCACCUGGACCCAGACCUCAUUCUGCACCCCAACAUCACCAACUCCAGCCUCAACGUGUCAGAGCCCUUGCCCAGUCCGGAGAGUUUAGGAGUGGGCGGGUUCAUGCCCUUCGGAUUCACGGGCGUCCUUUCAGGAGCCGCCACCUGUUUCUAUGCCUUUGUGGGAUUCGACUGCAUAGCCACCACAGGCGAGGAGGUGAAGAACCCCCAGAGGGCCAUCCCCAUAGGCAUCGUGUCGUCGCUGCUCAUCUGCUUCGUGGCGUACUUCGGCGUGUCGGCGGCCCUCACCAUGAUGAUGCCCUACUACAUGCUGGACAAGAACAGCCCCCUGCCCGCCGCCUUCAAGUACGUGGGCUGGGAGGGCGCCACCUACGCCGUGGCCGUGGGCUCGCUGUGCGCCCUGUCCACCAGCCUGCUGGGUGCUAUGUUCCCCAUGCCCCGUGUGAUCUGGGCCAUGGCCGAUGACGGCCUGCUCUUCAAGUACUUGGCCACGAUCAGCACACGUACCAAAACGCCGCUCGCCGCCACUCUCACCUCCGGCAUAGUGGCAGCCAUCAUGGCGUUCCUGUUUGACCUGAAAGACUUGGUGGAUCUCAUGUCUAUAGGCACUCUGCUGGCCUACACCCUGGUGGCUGCCUGUGUGCUAGUUCUCAGGUACCAACCGGAUCAGCCCAGCGCGACCUAUCAGAUGGCCAACACGCAGGAGGAGGUGGAGCUAAGCGAUGGCAUCAGCGCCCCCAGCAUGGGCAUCCUGCCAGGGGUGGAGGAGAGACUGAGCCUGAAGACCAUACUGUUCCCCAGCAACACCGAGCCCUCCGCCCUCUCCGGGUUCACCGUCAACAUCUGUGUCAGCGUCCUGGGGACGCUGGUCCUGGUGUUCAGUGUGCUGGCGGUGCAGGGGGGCAUGGCAGUGUGGAGCAUGGUGGCCCUCACCCUGCUCUUCCUGGUCUGCAUGAUCCUCACCGUCGUCAUCGGGAAGCAGCCCGAGAGCAAGACCAAGCUCUCCUUCAAGGUGCCCCUCCUCCCCAUCCUGCCGGUGGUCAGCAUGUUCGUCAACGUCUACCUGAUGAUGCAGCUGGACCGAGGGACGUGGAUUCGCUUCGCCGUCUGGAUGUCCCUAGGCUUCGUCAUCUACUUCGGCUACGGCAUCCACCACAGCGCCGAGGCCGCCCUGGCCCGCUCCUCGCCCGACACCGAGCUCAACGGCUACAAGCCCAGCCACGCCUGCAACGACGAGUCUUUGUCGCCCGAGAAGGAGGCCUUCCUCCACAGCGGCCUGGAAGCCCAAGGGGAGGACGACGGAGAACUCUAGGACCUGCAGACCCCCCCCGCCCCCCUGCCCCCUCCCCCCGCUCCAACCGCACAACCCCCCCACCCCUCACCUUGACCCCCCAGUCUUGUCUAAACGUUUUGUUGAGCUGCACGAGUGAACCUGAACGCUACACGAAUGCCACGCUCCCUCGGUUCACUGACUCUGAGCGGACAGAGAGCUUGCGUCAGCGCCUGGAAAAAGGCUCUCCUGGCCCUGUGCUCACACGCUGAUUUGGCGUUCCCAGGAGGCCUUUGUGUUAUUUUUGCACCCUCAAAGGAUCCUCGCCCUCCCAUUUCCCCCAUCAGACUUCAGAGACAUGACAUGCAUGCAGUAGGUGAAGCUGUGGAGAAACUGAGAGCCACGGGCGGCCAUUUUGGCUCCCAGCCGUUGCGUCGCAUUGCCUUUUUUGGAUAUUAACUGUCUAACUAAAAGCUAACAUUUGUUUUUUUUUCUCUAAAAUUUGAAACCCAAAUAUACAUUUGAUUUUCUCUGGUUCUUUGUUUUGCCGUUCGUCUGAAAAUAACAAUAGAUAACAAAUUGUGUCACCUUGCGAUGUCUGUGCGGGUGUUUAUGGACCUGUAUGGGUUGAGCACAUGGCUUGUAAAAAAACUCUUUGCCACAGAGAUGUGCUAUCUCUCGUUCACCAUCAGAUGGCGUUAUAACAUCUCAGGCAAGAACCAAUUAGAUAUUCAUCUAAUCUGAAAAAACUACUGUUGGAAGUUUGCCUAUGAAUAACAGAAGUGCAUAUGGAUGCAGUAGUGUUAUAACACUUGUAGAAAAGAAAUUAGUAUUAAUUUCAAUGUGAAUAUAAAUACCUGAUUAGGGGAUAUAUCAAUGCAUUACUAUAGGGGUGUAUUGAUACCUAACUGGUAUGCAGGCCUACUGAUACAGUUUUUGUGUGUAUUGAAACCUAAGUGGGUUCAAUUGAUAUAAGAUCAGGUUGUAUUGAUCCAGUGCCUUAGAGGUGAGGAGGCAGUUGUGGUUCAACACAGUGUUGGACCUGGGCAGGUUGUGUUCCUCCAGAUCCUCUAGAUCGUCACAGUGCUGGCUGCUGUGUCCUGACGCGCCCUCGCAAGUGGAGGUGACGCCCGCGUGCCUCGCUGUCACCGCUACCACUGCUGCUAACCAGGAGGAGCGUGAAUCGAAUAGGCCUAGUGGAGGGUUUUUGUUAUUUGAUGUUUUCAACAACCACAAAAAAAGAUGGUGGAUGGUCUGGGUUUUGUUUGUGCUUUGGUGUAACCCUAACUACGGACUAACUUUACUCUUUAGACUGAUUUUUAGCGGUAGCUUAGUUGGUGACCACUGCACUAAACAUCUGGGUUUUUUGUUUGUUUGUUUGUUUGUUUUUGUACCCUGGAGGUAGCUGGAAGGUGUUUUGCGACAUCACACACAGAUAGAGAUGUGUGCAGCCAUUUCUGAGCCUAUAGUAACCAAUGCAAUUAUAUAAACUAAAGAAAUAUAUGCAAAUAUAAACCAAUGGUGAAUAAUGUUUCAUAGUUUUAAAAUGGGUGUAGUUUGUAUAGCCUAAAUAAAAUACCUUAUUAAAAA